This is a messenger RNA of Lymnaea stagnalis (great pond snail), 8774 nucleotides long. The record is from the annotation of a GenBank genome assembly. NCBI's taxonomy places the organism in Eukaryota, Metazoa, Mollusca, Gastropoda, Lymnaeidae.
ACUGUUAAGUACAAAAUACAGAAACCUCUUCCAGUUCCGGUUUUAUUUACUAAGGAGGACGUUGAGGUUGAGGUCAAUCACGUCUCAUUAUAAAAAAUGUUUAGAAUAGCCUUAAGAGCCAGUACGUCCCUUCAUAAUGCAGCUAGACAAUGUUUAAAGGUACAAGCAGGAGGUGAGUUGUUUUUAAGUAAAUUGGGCUGUUUUUUUAAUAGAUAAGAUUCUUGUUUACAACUGUUCACUGAUCACCUUUAGUUUUAGUUAGUACUAUACUGAACUGACUAUAUAGACAUAGACUAUAGUAGUAGCAGUGUUAGUUAGCAAUUCAGUUUCAGUCUAACUUAAACUAACUACAACUCAAACUUUUGAGUCAAACAUUUUAAUUUCAAACAAGAUUUACGUGGCCAUACUAGUACUACUUGUCAGUGGUAGGAGGCUUUUUUUUAUCAUUAGGCUUAAACUUAAGUCAAGUCUUAAGUCAAUUAGUUAGUGAUUUUUUUCAUAUUUAUUUAUACUUUUUCCUUAGGCAGUGUCUACACGUCCGGCACACACGCCCUAUUUGUCUAGCGACCAAGUCACAUGACCGCUGGAAGAAUACUUUAUCGAGAUAUUCGUUCGGCUACCAAGUCACAUGACCGCCGUAACAAAGUGGCGCGAGAUAUUGUCCGUCAGCCUUGUCCCAUGACCGCAAAUGAUUCAAAACUAUUGUUAAUUUUAAAAUCUAUUUUCUACCAAGUAAUUUAAUGAGUAUCUUGCAAACACAUAAUAGAAAAAAAUACUUGGGUAAAUUACCAAAACAAAGUGGGGGUUAAGCAAUAAUUUAAUAAUGCAUUCUAGAAGGAAGCAAUGCUGAGAGGGAGAGAGAAAUACGGUAAUAAAAAUAUGAAUGCUAAAAAAUAAUAGUGAGGGUGAUAAAUAAUUAAGUUUAAGGUGGGGAGGCCAUAAUAGUAGUAGUAAUAGUGCUACUAUUUAGUAUAUAGGCCGACUAGUUUAAUAUUAAAAAACCACAGUAUGUAUCUCAGAGCAUUUGACAUUUGAAUAUAUUAACAUGUUCAGCUUUUAUUUAUUAUCUAGGUUAGGACCAAUAUAAUAAUAUGUACACUAUAUCGGAAUAUCAAAUGCAAUUCAACUAUUUUGCCGGCGACCUCUUGUCACAUGACCUGCCCUGUCAGAAUAAUAAUGCCUACUAGUCGUCCGGCAGUCAUGUGACAUGCUUGCCGGACACAUAUCUCCCACACUAUUUGUCCGGCCCGCCAGACGUGUAGACACUUUGUUUUCCUUAAAUGUUAUUUAUCAAGUGAUAUAAGAGUUCAUUUAUGCCUAGCAUUAAGUUGUGGUUCUGGAGAUUAGUUUAAGUUUAGUUACGUCAAUGAUCAUAACAGUACUCUUUUAACUCGGCCAACAUGGCUUUUUAUCAAUUUCUUUUUAAAGCUGUCUGCAGAAUCUUUUGGUUCAGAUCACUUUGGGUAUUUAAUAGUAAUAGUCCCAGCGUUGUCAUUGUCAACCUCAGUGCUGUCAUGGCUGGGAAGUAACUUUUGGUACCAAGUAUGGCAUUCUAAAGGUUUGGCAUACUUGCAUAGUUUCUUUUUCUUAAUUUUUCAUUGCAAAACCCUUUGGUCAAAGAUACUAUGUGUCCUACAAAGGAGUUUGAUCUGGACAGCUUCCAGCUUUUGUUAAGAUGGGCUAAUACAAGUAAUUUUCCAUCACUUGAAACAUCAUAUUCAUAUUCAAUUGAAUACUCAACAAUAUCACUAGGCCUACUUUAAAAUUCAAAAGAUUUUGAUCUUGUUUAAGAUGUUCAGGUUAAGAAAUCAUUAAAUUUCAGCAUAUCAUAUGACUGAUUUGCUUUUCUGAUCCAAGCAUUGAUUUCCUUUUUACAAUUGCUGUCUAUUGUGACAUUGUCCUGUGUCCCAAGGUAGGCUUACUCAAACUUGAAACUAUGCUACAUUCUCAUCUUUGGUUUGUCAAUGACUAUACUCCUCAUUCAUGUUUCUUCCAAAUUAUUAAAUCAUUUUUAGAAAUUCAUUGUGGAUUUUUGGUAAACUUUUCAACCAGGUCAUGUUCUGGAUUUCUGUGAUAUAUAAUUAACUUUAUUUAUCUUUAAAAAUUUGAAUUAUGGGUUAAUGCUUCCAAAAUAUUUUUCCCAGCCUAUAUCCUUCAAAAAAAUAUCUCUUUUUAGCAAUUACAGCUGUGCGCAAUAGUCAUGGUCACCAGGAAACUGAUGAGGAGUUUGACAACAGAUAUGUGAAACAUUUUGAGCGUACUGAUAUAGAUGGAUGGGAAAUCAGAAAGGCAAUGAACGAUCUUUCUGUGAGUGUAUUUUGUACUAGGGGUGUGCCGGAUCCGUUUUUUCCAACCGGAUCCGGAUCCGGAUUUUCUUAUGCGAAAUCCGCCGGAUCCGGAUUCCGGUUUCUCCCGGAUUCCGGAUUUUGGUACUAUUGGUAGAUACUUCGGUAAGUCAAGGUGGACUACUACUUUUUGUGUAUGGGAAUUCGCAAUCGGCGCCAAAAAAUCCGAGUUUUUAAUUUUCCGAUGUGUGUGUCUAUUUAUUAUUAAAUUAGUACUUUCGAUAUAUAUUUGAGUUCCGUUCCAUUUGGAUAAGUGUCUUACGAGAGACGCCAUGUUUCUACGCGUUCGCAGCAGGUUAUGCAGCUCGCUCAACCUAAUUUCGCCAUGGGGUUGGCCACGCCCCCCUUUUUAAUGGCGGAAGUUGACGAUACUUAGGAAAUAUUAAUUUAUUAUCACUAUUUACAUCAAAAUAAUUGAUAACUUGUGUUUCAGAAUGCAUUUAAAGACAUUUAAACUGGAAUGUUUUAAUUUGAGCUUUAACAACCCGGUAGAAUCCAUAUUAUAAAUGAUCAGAAUUUACCGUGUGCAACACGUUGUCAUUGGCAACCAUUCACAGCCACUUGCAUAACUGUAUCGUAGUACUACCUCAGAGUUUCAUUCAUAAGAGUUUGCCGUGUGCAAAAACUAUUAAACCAUUGGUCAGGGAAAGCUUUAAUUAAUUAUUCAUGUGCCAAAGUUGAAAGUUUAAACUAAGUCUAAACAGUAUUUUAGUGAUAAGGCAGGGAAUGCGUUGCCUUAUAUAAACUAUAUAGUCAUUGCGCAUGACGGGAUUGGUGGAAUGAGAUCACAGAAUGUGGAGAUGCAGUCCAUGUUAAAAAAUGACAAACCAAGUCGUACUUUAAAAAUUCAUAACUUUAAAACUACAACAGCUAAAAAUAUGAUUUUGGUGUUAUAAUUCUUUAAAAAAUUACAUCUUUUCAACUAUGCCAUUGGUUUAUUUUUACAAAAAGUUUAAAUUUUCUUAUCAAAGUCCCUACACUAUUGGCCACUAUUAGCGGUGCUGACUCUAGCCUCUGGUAUGUACGGAAUAUUAAACAUUAAACAAGCUCAACGCUCGAAACAAUCGAUUAAUGUAUCGUGAUCGUGUGAAAUUCGGGAAAGAGAAUUACUUUUAUUUCAGAUUAUGAUCCGGUGAGUCACAAAAUCUGGCAAAUUCCGAAAUCCGGUAUAUUCCGGAUUCCGGAAUCCGGUUGUUCCGGAUACAUGUAAAUCCGGCGGAACCGGAUUUCACCGGAUAGUGCAAAAUCCGGCGGAACCGGAUUCCGGACCGGGGUCCGGCACACCCCUAUUUUGUACUAAUUUAUAUUUAUGAAUGUUUAGACUAGAAUGAUCGUAACAAAAGCUGUUUGUAUUUUUCUUGUUGGGCUUUGGAGUUGAGCUAGAAUUUGAACAUGUAAUAUUCUGUGGCUUCCAUCAAAUCUAAACUAUUAAUGAAAAGUGUUACAGUUUAUUUAGGUAUUAAAAUAGAAAAAAUACAGGGACAAGAUGCUAUUUACUCAUGUCCAAUAAUUUAAUUACCUAGCUAAAAUUUGAGUGGGUGGGGGGGGGUAUUUUAAUAUUUAAUAUCGACUAUAUUGUGGUGUUGUAAUAUUAUUAAUCUGAAUUAGUUAAAAUCUUUACACAUUUUAAGCAAUUAUUUAUACAUGCUUUGUUGAAAAUCAUUGAAAUACUUUUUCUGAAAUGAAUUAGUUAUUAUGGGACAUUUUCAUUUUACCAUUAAAAGAACAUACUUUUUUUUUUAUAAAAAAAAUUUUUGCCUUUUCCUUGUUGCUAUUUUCACAUCGAUAAAGAUAUUCUGUAAUAUUAUAUGCAAUUUUUAAGGGUGAGGAUCUUGUGCCAGAGCCACGCAUCAUUAUUGCUGCAUUGAAAGCUUGCAGGCGUGUGAAUGAUUAUGCCUUGGCUGUUAGGUAUCUGGAAUCUGUGCAGGUAUUGGCUUGUUUUUUUUAUUUAUUUGUAUUUGUGUAUACAUUAUUUCUAAUUGGUGGAAUAGAAAUUUUAAAACAGAAGGUUACUUAAAAUUAGUAGGGGAAGUGUGGUAAAUAUGUUCAUAACUUUGUGUUUUAUUGUUCUCUUCCUAUUAAGUGGAAGUGUGGUGGUGAAAAGAAGAAGAUCUGGCCAUGGUUGUUGCAGGAAAUCAAACCUACACUUGAUGAGCUGGGUGUCCUCACACCUGAGGAGAUGGGUUAUGAUAAACCAGAGUUGGCACUUAAGAGUGUAUAUGACAUGUAGAGUUUUAGCUUGUGACAGGUGAGCCAAUAAUUUCCCCAUAAUUUAAACCAUUUUUAGAAGCUUUGAAGAAGAUAUAAUAGCUAAAAUAUUGAAAUUUUUUAAUAUAUAUUAAAAUUCAGUUUUGUUAUUUUCAUUUUCUAAAGUUUGAUUGUUUAACUCAUUCCCGACGGUUGCGACUAAAUGCGUCCUGGGGGGGGGGUUCCUACUGAUGCGUCCCGGCGCAUAGCGACACACCUCUCUUAUUUUUAGUUAAAAAUAGCAAUGAAAUCUCGCACCCCUCGAGACUUCCGGCUAUGGCGUGAUUUCUGCGUGAUUUUAAUUUAGAAACCGGAAGUUUUUAUCUUGUUUCACUUUAAAACUACGUGUGCUUUAGUACGGCGCGUCUAUAUGUACCAUGUGUUCGUCCGAGGUGCCGAAAAUCGAUUUUUUUGGCCAUUGUUCGUUAUUUUUCCCCCGCUAAUGUUAUAUUUAUAUUAAACCUUAUUCAUUUUUUGUUGCAUUUGUUCUUAAUUCAUUAACAUUAAAUAAUAUUUAGCAACUUAAAAAAAUAUUUUAAAAAUAUAAAUCAAUUUCAAAAUCUAAUGUUAUAUUUAUAUUAAACCUUAUUCAUUUUUUGUUGCAUUUGUUCUUAAUUCAUUAACAUUAAAUAAUAUUUAGCAACUUAAAAAAAUAUUUUAAAAAUAUAAAUCAAUUUCAAAACUGAGUUGCUUCACUUUUCUCAGGAAAAUAAAUUAAGUCCGGAAGCACCGCUGCCGGAGGGAAUGAGUUAACAGACUCCUGCCUAAGUAAAGGGGCAUAAUUUUUUUUUAAAUGUAUACCGGUUUGUUUUUUAAAUAAAAAAAAAAAAGAAAGAAAUAUAAAGCAUGCAAUAUCAUUGUUAUUUAACUUUUAUUAAAUAUAAGAAUGAAUAAAAUGUUAAAAGCAGGAUAAAAUAAAAAAAGUUUUUUUUCAGAGAAUAACUUUUUAAUUGUAAUGUCUGAAAAUGACCAUUGCUGAUUUUAAAAAUUCACAGAUGGUCAUCUUAGCCCGCUAGUAUUAUUAUCUACAGAUGUUAUAUUGAUUUUUAUAGCUUGUUUCAGAUAUAUUUUCACCUAUAACAUAACUACCGGUAUUACUUUCUACAUGUCAAUAAAUUCUAUUGUUUCAUCAUGUAAACUUGCUAAUAUAGAAAGAUUAGAGCUUCAUGCCAAUGAGCAAAAAUAAUUUAGAAUAUCUUUCAAUAAUUAAGUCUGAGGUUGAGCAUCUGUACAUUUUAACAUACGAAGUGGCUAUUCGUACUAGGGUACCAGAAGUGAGAGGUUGGGAUUAAAAAACUAUUUAAAAUAUUCCUGUUGGAUUUAUAAGACAAAAUGAUGUAUCAAAUGAAAGAUAAUUGAAUGGAUUAUAUGUUUGUAAACUUACUUCUUCAGUUUAACUUAAAUAAACUACCAAAAGCGACAUCCGAAUAGCAUUGGUCUAAUGCAACGGUUCUCAACCUGUGGGUCGCCUAAGACCAUUGGAAAACACACAUUUCCGUUGCUGAUGGUCUUAGAAACCGAUUGAUUUCGUCCGGCUAAAAAACCAAACAUAUCAGAAAUUUUCAUUAUGAUUGGAGACGAAUUUGUUACGAAACUGAGUGCAAUUUCCGUAUCUAACGACACUGUCCGCAGAAGAGCAGAUGACAUGUCUGUUGGUAUUCUUGAUCAGGUAAUCCAGGAAAUUAAAUCUGCUCCACUUCCAAUAUUAGUAUCCAGCUAGCUUGAUGAAUCUACAGAUGUUGCAAACUGUUCACAGUUACAAGAUAACGUGAGAUAUAUUAAUGAUGGUGACUUUAAUAUGAGUUUCUUUUUUGCAAACCUCGUGAAACAACAACUACUACAUGUGAUGUAUUUGACUCACUUGUUUUAUUUCUGAAAGAUCAUAAGAUCUCUUGAAAAAGGUUUGGGUUGUUUGCAAAGAUGGUGCUCCAGCUAUGCUAGUAUGUUUACCAUAAGAUCUCUUGGGAAAGGUGUUGGGGUGUUUGGAUAGAUGGUGCUCGAGCUAUGCUAGGAUGUCGAUCUGGAUUCAACGUUUAAUACUGAAUGAGUCACAAAAAGUCAUCGGAAUUUACUGAUUGAUUAAUCGGUAAAUAUUAGCAACGAAGACGCUGUCAAAGGAGUUAAAAGAAGUGACGAAAAGCGCCGUAAGUUCUGUCAAUUUUGUAAAGGCGAGCACUUUAAACAGUCGACUGUGCAACGAGUUGAUGCGUCGAACAAAGCUCUGCUAUUUCACACUGAAAUGUGGUGGUUGUUGAAAAGAACAAUUUUAAAACGUGUUUUUGAGCUUGGCGAUGAACUCAAAACUUUUUAAAAUAAGACCGCAGCUCAAAGCUCUUUUAGUGAUAAAAGUGAACUGCAGAAAAUAGCUUACUUGGUUGACAUCUUUGCCAUCUCAUCUUAAAUGAGUUAAAUUUAUCACUGCAAGGACCAAAUGCAACAGCCCUCAACUUGCCUAAAAAGAUGCGAUCAUUUAAAUUUUAAUUUUAACUUUGGCAAAAAGGAUCUGGUAAGUAAGAAACAAUCUUAACCUUUGCACUGACUUGGGCUUUUAUGCAUACUGUCACAAAAUGAAGCAAAGUAGUUUACUGUUGUAAUAUUAAGACUUUUACCCAUGCUACACUAUGCUUCAAGACAAAAUUUCAUUUAUUUGUAAACAGAAAUUAAUAUUUCCCAAAUAUUGUUUUUUGUGAUUAAUCUAUAUGUUUUAAUUAUUUUCAAUUUUUAACAAUGAAAAUGAAUCCUGCAUAUCAGAUUCAUUACAUUACGAUUCAUAACAGAAGCAAAAUUACAGUUAUGAAAUAGCAACGAAAAUAAUGUUAUGGUUGGGGGUCGCCACAUCAUGAGGAACCUGUAUAUAGGGGUCGCGGCAUUAGAAAGGUUGAGAACCACUGGUCUAAUGGGAACCGGGUGCGAAUGGCGGUGCUGCCCGUCCGGGGCCAUUUUGAUUAAAUGCUGUUCAGAUGUCAUUUUUGGUAGGAAUAGUCGCAGCCUUUAACAUAUUCAUUGCCCACCUCCUGCAUAAACAUUUUAUUGUCAGAUUAACAGGCCUCUUCAACCAUAGGAUCAUUACUAUAAGUGUCAUCUUUCGAUUUAAAAAAAAAUACUUUUAGCAUUUAAGUUUCCUUAUAGUCUUGUCACAGGUUGGAAAUCUUGUAAAUUGAAAUUAAGAUUUAUUAAGAACGACAGUCUCAAGUGAACAGCCAUGAAACUUUUGCAUUGUCUGAGAAACAAUUGUGUUAUUUCUCAAGCCCAUACCUCAGAUAAAUAGGGAGGGUGCUAAUAGGUGUGGGUAGCUUGUUGGGGUAUGGUCAGAUGGUGUCCAAAAGAAAAUUUGGAAAAGUAUGGGGCAGUUUAAAAAAGAACCAUCUUUGCAGAGACAUGUUAGAUCCACUAGUGAAUAUAUAAACUAAUACUAAAUAGGGUAUCAGUUUGUUAGUGUCUUAAUUUCUAACAAUGUGUUUAAAAAUUUGUACUGUUUUAUUUUACAGAUUACCUGACCAAAAAGUCCUUUUCCUACAAAAUGAAGCACAUAUAUUUUUUUUUAAACUGUUGUUACAUUAGCUGGCUAGAAUUGAUUGUGUUGAGCCAGGGGUCUUGUGUGGUGCAAGAGAUACAAAUGAAACAGGAAUCAUUCUUUGCUUGUGCUUGAUUUUUUUCUUCUAAAUAAAUAUUGCUUUAUGUUAAAGUAAUUGUUCAUUGUUACCACUUUGUUAUGAAGGCUAAUUUAUUUGAUUAUUGUAACAUCCAUACAGCAUUAAAAUAAGAUGCUUUCAGUUUUAAAUAUGUUACAAGCCGUAUUUGUUUGUGUUGUCUGUCAAACAUUUGUUUCAUUUGGUACUACUCUACUUAAGCCUUGAGAAUUACUGUAAAAAAGGGGGAAAAGUUGGAAAUUGUUUAAAGUAGUUUCCAGAGUCAGUGUUUACCAUAACACUACAAUUAGAUAUUUGCGCUCCUCUUGAUUCUUGAUAAAUCUUUUUCUUUUCUUUUUGUUGUGAGUGAGUAGCCAUUCUUUAUAAAUUAUAUCUGUCCAGAAAAUAUUUGGGAGCCACCUGCAUUUUAAAUUGGUAUUUAAAAUUAAAAAAAAAAAAGUUGCAGAUUGCCAACCAUUGAUUUUGAAACCAGUAUUUUUUGUUUCAAUAGCUGUCUUUGGUUCUCUGGUUAAAAUGAACCUGUCUGAGGUUA